This is a messenger RNA of Linum trigynum, 1536 nucleotides long. The record is from the annotation of a GenBank genome assembly. NCBI's taxonomy places the organism in Eukaryota, Viridiplantae, Streptophyta, Magnoliopsida, Malpighiales, Linaceae.
AAUUGACUGCCUGGAAAGCUAAAACCCUGUCACUUGCAGGCAGGGUUACUCUUGUUAUGUCUGUUCUCAACUCCAUCCCCUCUUAUGCAAUGCAAACAACCCCCCUUCCUUUAUCUGUGUGCGAUGAGAUCGAUAGGAAAAUUAGGGGCUUUGUUUGGGGUUCGUCUCUGGGGAAAAGAAAGAGUCACCUCUUGUCUUGGGAUAAGAUCUGUAAACCCAAAGAUCAAGGGGGUCUGGGUCUUAAAAAGGCUAGAAGACUUAAUAUGGCCUACAUGGUUAAGAUUUCUUGGCAAAUGCUUAACAACGAAAAAGACCUGUGGGUGAAAGUGCUUCAAGGAAAGUACUUUAAUCAUCGAGAUGGCCAAAUCAUCUCUAUGAAAAAGUAACUUUUCGAAUCUUUGGAGGGCGGUGGUUAAAGCUAUGCCUAUUAUGAAAAGUGCUACGGUUUGGAGUGUGAGGAAUGGCAAUACCACUGCCUUCUGGUCCCAUCCUUGGACUGAUUAUGAUGUGCUGCUCUCUGACUUUCUUAUUGUUGAUGAGUCCUUGGUUGAUCUGAACUCACCUGUCUCUUGUUGGGUUACCCCCUCGGGUGGGUGGGAUUGGGAAAAGUUGUUCUGCUUAAUUCACCCUGAUGGGUUGUCUUUGCUUGCUGGGAUGGAGCCACCAAAACCUGACCUGGGCGAGGAUACCUCCAUCUGGGGAAUUGAACGAGAUGGGAGCUUCAGUUUCAAGUUGGCCUACUACCUGGUGAAUGAAGACCUGGAGUCUGAAGCGGACAGCAGCUGGAAACUCUUCUGGAAGUGGAGGGGUCCCAACCGCAUCAAACUGUUCCUCUGGCUCGCACGUCAUGAAAGGCUAAUGACCAAUGUGAAGAGAGCUAAAAUGAAGAUUCCUCCCAGCAACAACUGUGGCCACUGUUUGGUGAAUGAGGAGACUACAUAGCACAUCCUCGGAACAUGUCCUAAAGCUACUGGAAUUUGGAGUAAGCUCAAGGAUACCCUCCUGGAUGCAAGCUCUGACUCCCCUUUUCAAUUAUGGAUCCUCACCAACCUGAUGAAUGACGAGAAAGGAAUCCGAUUCGGGAUAAUUUGUUGGAAUCUCUGGAAACAGAGAAACGAGGAAGCUAUUGAAGGGAAGACGUUCUCUCAGGAUGGCUUUCUCCAUCGAGUGAAGCUUGGAUCAACAUUGUUAACCAAGCCUAUGUCAGUGAUAAGAGAAGCUCCCCUGGCGCUAAUCAAGAGAGAAUUACCAGGGAUGUGGCGUGGAAACCACCUCCGGAAGGAUGGGUCCAGGUUCAAACCGAUGGAUCAAUCCUGACGGAUUCUGGGCAGGCCGCGGCGGGGGGAAUCAUUCGGGAUCAUCUGAGGAGAUGCUUGAACUCCUUCGUCUGCAAUCUUGGUUCCUGUACGAUCACGAAUGCGGAGUUAAAUGGAGCUGCUGAAGGUUUGUCCCUCGCUUGGAAGUCUCGGUUCAGGAAGGUGCUGCUUAACCUAGACUCUUCCACGGCCAUCUCCAUCAUAAAAAAUAGCAAGGACA